Molecule: messenger RNA, 6029 nt
Organism: Rhodamnia argentea
Lineage: Eukaryota; Viridiplantae; Streptophyta; Magnoliopsida; Myrtales; Myrtaceae
Product: DNA-directed RNA polymerase V subunit 1
Exons: 20
Coding region: 2-5833 (1943 amino acids)
Biological process (GO): DNA-templated transcription
Cellular component (GO): RNA polymerase II, core complex
Molecular function (GO): DNA binding
Source: RefSeq, a predicted model, not a curated record
CAUGCAGACCCUUUUUCCCAGGUCCUUUUCUGAUUCUCACUCCCCUUGUCACAGUCUCCUCCUCCUCCUUCCUCUCUUUCUCCGAGCGAAGCCAGCGACGGCCAAUUUUCAGGGUUUUUGCCGGACUUCGGCGUUGGGCCUUGAAGCGGCUGGAAUCCCGAAAGGGAUGGAGGAAACUUCAACAGCUACUUUAGAUGCAGAGAUAACAGCAAUAAGGUUCGGCUUGGCAUCUCGACAAGAGAUUUGCGCCGCAUCCAUCAGUGAUUGCUCAAUUACUCAUGCGAGUCAGCUUUCCAAUCCGUUUCUUGGCUUGCCUCUCGAAUUUGGGAGGUGUGAAUCAUGUGGCACGUCCGACCCCGGUAAAUGUGAAGGUCAUUUUGGAUAUAUUGAAUUACCGAUCCCAAUAUAUCAUCCCAGCCAUGUUAGCGAACUGAAGCGGAUGAUAAGCAUGCUGUGUUUAAAAUGCUUAAAAAUGAGAAACAAUAAGUUUCCAAUCAAGAAUGCUGGUGUUGGUGAACGACUAUUAGCUUCAUGCUGUGAGGAUGCUGCACAAGUUUCUAUAAGAGAGGUUAAGACAUCAGAAGGUGCACAAUGCUUGCAGUUGAAGGUAUCAUCAAGGUUAAGAUUGCGAGAUGGCUUCUGGAACUUUCUUGAAAGAUAUGGUUUUCGAUAUGGUGACAAUAUUUCUCGACCUCUACUUCCUUGUGAGGUUGUGGAAAUUCUCAAAAGAAUUCCUGAGGAGACCAAAAGGAAACUUGCUGGAAAAGGAUUCUUUCCUCAAGAUGGAUAUAUUAUCCAGUAUCUACCUGUUCCUCCAAAUUGCUUGUCUGUUCCAGAGGUUUCUGAUGGUGUUAGUGUUAUGUCCUCGGAUCUUUCAGUGACGAUGUUAAGGAAGGUUCUCAGGCAAGUUGAGAUCAUUAAAGGUUCAAGGUCGGGAACUCCUAAUUUUGAGUCCCAUGAUGUGGAGGCUCAAGAUUUGCAAAUUGUGGUUAAUGAGUACUUACUAGUCAGAGGUACUGCAAAGGCAUCUAGAGAUAUUGAUACACGCUAUGGGAUUGGUAAAGAGCCAUCAAAUACUGCUACCAAAGCAUGGCUUGAGAAAAUGCGGACGUUGUUUAUUAGAAAAGGCUCAGGAUUUUCCUCUCGCAGUGUGAUCACUGGUGACGCCUUUAAGAAGGUCAAUGAAAUAGGCAUUCCUACUGAGAUUGCGCAGAGAAUAACAUUUGAGGAGAAGGUCAGCAUUUAUAACAUGAAUUAUUUGCAAAGUCUGGUGGACAAGAAGUUGUGUUUGGCAUACAAAGAUGGUUCAGCCAUGUAUUCACUCAGAGAGGGUUCCAAAGGGCAUACCUCUUUGAGGCCUGGCCAAGUUGUUCAUCGCAGGAUUAUGGACGGGGACAUUGUGUUUAUCAAUAGACCACCGACCACACAUAAGCACUCUCUACAAGCACUGUCGGUUUAUGUACACGACGAUCACACUGUGAAGAUAAAUCCCUUGAUCUGUGGACCUCUUGGUGCUGACUUCGAUGGGGAUUGCAUCCACUUGUUUUAUCCACAGUCAGCACCUGCAAAGGCCGAGGUUAUGGAACUCUUUUCUGUGGAAAAGCAGUUGCUGAGCUCACAUAGUGGGAAUCUAAAUCUGCAACUAGCGACGGAUUCCCUGUUGUCGCUGAAGAUGAUGUUCAGGAAAUAUUUUUAUGGUAAGUUAGCCGCUCAGCAGUUGGCGAUGUUUGUUUCAUCAGAGUUGCCGCAUCCUUCUUUAUUGAAGGCUCACCAGUUCUGUCCUACCUGGACGGUUUUGCAAAUGUUGCAAACUGCUUUGCCAGCAGGCUUUAACUGUUGUGGAGAUAAAUACUUGAUCAGUAAAAGUAAUUUCUUGGAUGUAGAUUACAGUAGGGAGUUCAUUGCAUCGAUGGUCAGUGAAAUUGUCACGUCCAUAUUUUUUGAGAAAAGUCCUGUGGAGGUUUUGAAGUUUUUUGAUGCACUUCAGCCAUUACUGAUGGAAAACUUAUUUACAGAAGGCUUUAGUGUGUGUCUAGAGGACUUCUAUAUACCCCAAUCAAUGAUCCAAGACAUUCAGAAGAACAUUCGGGUAAUAUCGCCACUGCUGUAUCACCUAAGAACGACUUACAAUGAACUGGUGCAAUUGCAGCUGGAAAAUCACCUUCGAUUAACAAAACUGCCGCUAUCGCGAUUUAUCUUGAAGUCAUCUGCGCUGGGUGAUCUGGUGGACUCGAAAAGUGAUUCAGCAAUCACUAAGAUAAUUCAGCAAAUUGGGUUUCUUGGUGUUCAAAUCUCAGACAAGGGAAAAUUCUAUUCCACCUCGUUGUUUGAUGAGAUGGCCUCCCUUUUUAGGAGGAAAUAUUUCUUUGAAGGAGUUGAUUAUCCAUCUGGUGAGUACGGUUUAAUCAAGAGCUCCUUCAUUUGCGGGUUGGAACCAUAUGAGAUGAUGGUCCAUUCUAUAUGUACUAGGGAGGUCAUUGUACGAUCUACAAGGGGAUUGUCUGAACCAGGAACACUGUUUAAAAAUCUAAUGGCCAUCCUUCGAGAUGUAGUCAUAUGCUACGAUGGCACUGUGCGGAAUGUUUGCAGCAAUUCAAUUAUUCAAUUUGAGUAUGGUUUUGAGGUUGGAGCCAAGCCAGAAAAUCUCUUCCCUGCAGGAGAGCCCGUUGGUGUAUUAGCAGCAACUGCCAUGUCAAAUCCUGCUUAUAAAGCAGUUCUUGAUUCCUCUCCUAGUAGUAAUUCCUCAUGGGAGCUAAUGAAGGAGAUACUGCAAUGCCGAGUCAACUAUAGAAAUGAACCAGUCGAUCGCCGUGUAAUUUUGUACUUGAAUCGAUGUGGUUGUGGAAGAAAGCAUUGCAGUGAAAAUGCAGCAUGUCUAGUCAAGAGUCACUUGAAGAAAGUGAGUCUCAAAGAUCUCACAGUUGACUUCAUGAUCGAGUAUAAGGAACUACGGACAGUGUUGGAAAGCUCUGAAGCUCAUGCUGGACUGGUUGGUCAUAUUCAUCUCAAUGAGGUGCUUCUGAAAGAAUUGAACAUCCCCAUGGUUGAUGUUCUGAAGCAGUGCCAAGAGACCAUCAACUCAUUCCGCAAGAAGAAAAAAGUUGGUAAUCUUUUCAAGGGCACAGUAUUAUCUGUCAGUGAUGGCUGCUCUUUCAAGCCAUUAUGUGCAGGUGGGAGAUCCCAAAUGCCAUGCUUGAUGUUCUCUUGUUUGGAUGCAAAUGAUCCUGAAUUGGAGAAAAUUACACAUGUUCUUGCCAACAAGAUAUGUCCUGUUAUACUUGAUACUAUCAUCAAAGGUGACCCCCGGAUUAACUCUGCAAACAUCGUCUGGAUUAAUCCCGAUACAACAUCUUGGAUAAGAAACUCUCGCAGGAAUCAGAAGGGUGAACUGGCCCUGGAUAUUGUUCUUGAAAAGUCAGUAUGCAAACGAAGUGGCGAUGCAUGGAGGAUUGUUCUUGACUCAUGCCUUCCUAUACUUCAUUUAAUUGACACGAAACGGUCAAUUCCAUAUGCAAUAAAGCAAGUUGAGGAAUUGCUUGGAAUAUCAUGUGCUUUUGAUCAGGCAAUCCAGCGUCUUUCGACGUCAGUUGCAAUGGUGGCCAAAGGCGUUCUGAAGGAGCAUCUCAUGCUCCUUGCAGAUAGUAUGACUUGCUCUGGAAGUCUGAUUGGCUUCAACUCUGCUGGAUAUAAAGCCUUUUCCCGGUCACUGAAUGUCCAAGUUCCAUUCACCGAAGCAACACUUUUUACACCCAGAAAAUGCUUUGAGAGAGCUUCGGUGAAGUGUCACGUGGAUGCUUUGUCAAGUGUCGUGGCAUCUUGUUCCUGGGGUAAAUGUGUUGCUGUUGGCACAGGCUCCAAGUUUGAUAUCCUCUGGGGCACAAAAGACAGGGUGGAUUCGAAACAGGAGGGUGCCACUGAAGUGUAUAGUUUCCUUCAUAUGGUAAGAGGCCCCAAUAUGGAAGGAAGAGGAGAUUCUACUUGUCUUGGUGUUGAUAUUGAGCAUCUUGACUGGGAAGAGGAAAAUGCAGAGCUCAACCGAUCUCCAGAAAACAAUUCUGAGAAACCCGUUUUUGAAGACAAUGUUGAAUUCCAGGAGAAUGUCGACGUUCAGCCGAAUGGAUGGAAUUGGGACAAAGUCACAUUGACAGAUCAUGGAUCCAGUGGUUGGGAUGCUAGUGCUACCUGGGAGAAGAAUGACAAAGAUUCAACCACAACAGGAAACAAUGGACAAAAUACUGCAUGGUCUAAUUGGGGAUCCAAGAAAGCAGAGAGCCAACUUAUAGACUCUCAAGCGGAUGAUGCAAAGAGCAGUUGGAACAAUUUGGCAUCUGGUAAUAAAGAUGCUGAUAACAACCAGUUUGGUGUUCAUGACUCAAAGGAUUCGAACUGGGGCAAUGGUAGAACUGAUGAUGAUGAUGAUCUUCAUUCUACAAAAUUCGAUCAAAAUUCUUCCAAAUCUGGUGGAUGGGGGGCUGCUGCCUGGGGUAGUGAUGGUGGCUCUCAGAGCAGAAAGAGUUGGGAUGUUUCUGAAAAAUCUGUAGUCGACGGAAUUCAAAGAAGUAAAUCGGAACAACAAAGUGAUGGAUGGGAAACUACAAGCUGGGGGAAGAAACCGGAUGAUGAAAUGAGUUGGGGUUGUGCUCAAAGUGUCAAAGAUAAGUCUGGAAGAGCUGAUCUGGACGACUCUACCAAAGCCAAUGACCAACCUUCUUUAUCUGGUGGAUGGGAUGCUGUGGUUGGGGUCAUGAAUGAAGUCGGUCCACAAAGUGAAAAAGAUUGGAAUACCCGAACUACAGAAACUGAAAAACAGAGUCAAUGGGAAACUGCAGGAUGGGGCAAAAGGGCUGAGGGCAGUGAGGUGUCUCGAGAGGGUUGGAACAGCACUCAAAAUGCAGAUGAUACCUCCAAAAAAGUUUAUGAAGAUGGUUCUCAACUUGGUAAACGUUGGAAUAUUUCUCACAGUCCUAAAACUAAGGAAUCAGAUGAACAGAGUCAAUGGGAAGCCACAGGCUGGGGACAAAAGGCUGAGGAUAGAGAUAUGUCUCAACGAGGCUGGAAUACUUCUAAAAGUGUUGAUGACAUAUCUGGCAGAGCUGAUGCAGAUGGUCUUCAUUCUACAAGACCCAAUGAACCGUCUUCCACAUCCGGUGGAUGGGGUACUGUGGCCUCGGGACAGAGCGAAGGCAGUUCUCAAAUUGGAAAAAGUUGGAAUACUCAAAAUUCUAAAGCUGAAGGAACAGAAAAAUCAAGUCAAUGGGAGCGUCAGAGCCAAUGGGGAGGAGAUUCAAAGAAGAAAAGCAAGGGACAGCAUACUGAAUGGAAAAUGAGAAGGAGCCUUUCGCGACCUCGUGAAAUGAUAAAUGAGGACCCAGCUGCUCCUCGCAUGUACACGGUAACGAGGCAAAGAUUAGACAUUUUCACAUCAGAGGAACAGGAUAUACUCACAGAUGUGGAGCCGAUCAUGCUGUCAAUUCGAAGGAUAAUGCAUCAGUCUGGGUACAAUGACAAUGAUCCGCUGUCAGCUGAGGAUCAAUCCUACGUAAUUGAUACGGUUUUAAAUCACCAUCCGGAUAAAGCAGCUAAGAUGGGAGCAGGAAUUGAGCAUCUGACGGUUAGCAAACAUAGCAGCUUCCAAGACAGCCGAUGCUUCUAUGUGGUCUCCACCGAUGGUUCUCGGGUGGACUUUUCAUAUCGUAAGUGUCUAGAGAAUUUUGUCAAGACCAAGUACCCUGAUGCUGCAGACUUAUUUAUUGGAAAAUACUUUAGAAGACCCCGCUCCGAGGGAAAACGGGAGCAGAGCGUUGCCCCAGAAGAGCCUACAGAAAAUAGAUAGGGGUAAAUUCUUGUGUAUUUGGAAAGUAUUUUUCUAGGUUAGAAUCUCAGUUUUUUAUGCGGGAUUUGGUCGUCUGCUCUUUUUGAUUUGUACAUAUAUUAAGCAGAUGACUCUGUAAAUAUCGAAUUGCCAAUGCCCUUUUCUGCUAAUUGUAUCUUUUCCUUCUCUCGGUUAAUCAUUUUGGAGGACUCAAUUA